Messenger RNA from Cololabis saira (Pacific saury), 2775 nucleotides. It is a transcript of the gene pigx, whose product is annotated as phosphatidylinositol glycan anchor biosynthesis, class X. The record is from RefSeq and is a predicted model, not a curated record. The coding region runs from base 84 to 824 and encodes 246 amino acids. The transcript is spliced from 6 exons. NCBI's taxonomy places the organism in Eukaryota, Metazoa, Chordata, Actinopteri, Beloniformes, Belonidae. Gene Ontology annotation, biological process: GPI anchor biosynthetic process. Gene Ontology annotation, cellular component: endoplasmic reticulum membrane.
AACAGUGAAGGAAGUAACCUGACAAGUUCAGGAGCUUUUUACUUUUGGUUGGACACACAUACGAGUUUAUUACUGUCGCUUUAAUGUAUGUGGUACUGUUCUCUGUUUUGACCUUCUUAUCGACGUGUAAUUGUGUGGCUGAGAAGGAUGAACAUCAGGACCAUUGUGCUUUUCUGAAGCAGUGGUUUGAAUCAUCAGUGUCAGUAGAACUCAGCAAAAAGGGUUUUCACAGGGAGGUGAUAACCACUGUUGAGCCCAAACCGGGUUCCCUCGGGGAUGUUAGAGUUUUGCUGGUUUACAGAUGGACGAGUGGUGUCUAUGUCGAUCCAUACCAGGUGGCAUCCCUGAGGGAUCAGAGUGACUGGCAGAUAUUACUGGAUUCAGGCAUUGACUUGGAGGCACCUGCGCACAAGACUUCAGGAUUUCUUACCUAUGUCUAUCCCUCUUAUAAUGGACUUACUUCCAGUCUCCUAAAAGUAACACUUCCAGUGCAUGGGCGCUACCACAAGCCUUCUUUGGUUGGGAAAACAUUUACAUCUCUUCACAUUGAACCUCCUGAGCUGCUUCUGUGGACUGCAAAAUGCAAACAGCUCAACAGAUUGGAGCCUCAUACUGUUGUGGCUGCUCCGUGCACAUUUGAAAAUUCAAGCUCCUGCUCAUGGGUUAAAAUCCAUCAUCGGCGUGAGGAACUUGGACCUUUGAGUUUCCAGCUUCCAGUUGGUGAUGGGUCCGUGGUGACUCCUGUGUGCGGGGCAACUCUGUUAGUCACAACAAUGUGCUGUGUGGCACUGACUAAACACAUGUGGAAACAUCGAAUCAUUUAAGGAGCAACAGACAUCAUAACAUCGUAAUAUAACAUGUUACCAGCUCAUAAUAUAAUUCUGUCUGAAAUCAGGAUUAUGAUGGUAUCACAUUGAAGACAGAGAAAUUAUGCUAUAUGUAUAGUUAUAUAUCCAAAUUAAAUGCUCUUUGUGAAACCAAUAGGACUUUUUUUUAUUGUUUUAGUUUGUUCUGUAAUUUUUUGCGCAAGUUAUUUUAAAAUCUUUUAUAAUCUAGGCAUAGAUGGAAGAACGUAGCCCGGGUGACCCAGGAAGAUGAUACUUGCAUUUUUUACCAAUUUGAGAAUACUUAAGGGAAACAUGCCCCUUUUUCAUGAGAUGAUACAUUUUUUGAGGUAUUAAAGAAUUGCCCAGGGUAUACUUUUGUCAAAAUCCCACAGAAAAGCUCUGUUUUUCAGUUAUAUUUCCCAGGGGUACCAUCCAGUGUUUUGGCCUGGACAAUGUCAGUGUCUGAAACCAACCCCUAGUCACGAUAUAGUCCACUACAUCCCACUGUCAUUUGUUAUGGAGCCCAGACAUUUAUUAAGAAUGUUAAUCCCUAUAUAACACAUUUGUUUCUCCCAAAAUGCAUUGUGAAAAGUAGUGUAUAACCAAUGGUCACUAAUUAAGUAUCCAUACAGUUAUGUAUUCCACUCAAUUAAAAGAAAUGUGAAAAAAGACGCAAAUGGACAUGGACCAAAAUCAGCAAAAUAUGAGCUAUAAAUUUAAGUACAUAGCCAUUGAACUCUGAAUUGUAGGCUAAAGUUUAUUUCAUUGUAAUUGAAAUUCUUAUGGUUUGUUAAUAACACUGGGGUGUCCAAUUAAAUCUGUAUCUAAUAGCUAUAUGAUAAUUCACUUACACACUGAAGUUUGCUGCUUAUGGUGUCUAAACCAGACCGGUAGAUUACAAAGUUUCCCCAGGAGAGGGAGUCCUCUGCCUGACAGUUAAUUAUUCAAUCUAAAUUAAGUCAAGUUAAUAAAGUUUAUUUCUGUUGUAAGACAUCAUUUUAGCAUAAUGGUUUAGCUUACUGGCCCUGCGAUAGACCUGUCCAGGGUGAACCCCUGCCUCUCGCUCCAGCAGACCCCUGUGACCCUGCAAAGGAUAAAGCAGGAACAGAAAAUGGAUGGAUGGAUGGUUUAGCUUACUAUCUUACUACAUCUUGCUAGUACACCAGCAGCUCACCCCAGUUGUCUCUGCACCAUAAUUCCACUUCCUUGAAUCAAACUAAUUUGAACAAUUGCUAGACUAAAAGUGCAAAUUUGGAAAAAUUACUAUCCUGCAGGGAGAAAAUGAUAUCUCAUAUGUUUUUGAUGUUGACUUUUAUUUAACUGUUAGUACAAACAACAUUAGUAUGCUUUUCAUUUUAUUUGAGAAGAUGUCUAAACUAAUAAUAUUAUCUGCUAUAAAUAGGCUAGACAGAAGUAAUACCGCAUUGAUCAGUUAUGUGUUAUCUCUGCGAUAACAAUGAACACUACUGACAAAAUAACCACAUUAGUGUCUGAAACUUAAUUCAACUGAUGAAUUUACUACAAAGUUCUCUACAUACAAGUCUGCAUAAUGGUUGUGGACCAUAGACCAGUGAACAAUACUGUAUAUUGACUAGGCUGAUUUCGGACACAGCUCUCUCUCUCUCAUUAGCAGCUGGUUUUAGGGGGGCGGAGUCAACCAUUACACCUAUUUCCAUCCCUCUUCUUCUUAUGUGCCUGUCUUGAAAUCAGUUUUACAGCUUGGCACUACACACUUCACAAAUAAAACUAAAACAACAGGAUAUGAAGUUCAGUAAAAACACAGAUGAUGUUGCUACAUGGUUCUAAUUAAAUUUGGUACUGUGAUCUCACAGUCCCCUGUAAAUCUGAGCUGUUCAGAUUUACAGUUAGAUCACAGAUUUGAACAUUUUCUAACCUCAGUGGUCCAAAACAAAUUAAAAGGUUGUUGUUUCUUUCGUUAUUAGUUUAU